Molecule: messenger RNA, 1251 nt
Organism: Heterostelium album PN500
Lineage: Eukaryota; Evosea; Eumycetozoa; Acytosteliales; Acytosteliaceae
Exons: 3
Coding region: 1-1251 (416 amino acids)
Source: RefSeq, a predicted model, not a curated record
AUGGGAGAUAUCUUUUUAAAUUUAUCACAUUUAUUAUUAUCAAAUAUUGUUAAAUACAUAGAGCGAGAUAAUGAUAGAAUCAUAUUUAAUGAUUCUCUUGAUACUAUUGAGAUACCAGAUGAAAAGAAACAAAUAAUAUUUGGAAAUAGACUAUCACAACUUCAUAUUUUGACAAAACCAUUUAGCGACCGACUUGCUUGCUCAAAUGUCGAUACUCUAAGUAUCUCUGAUCGCUUGGAGAUACGAUUCGAUCAGUUCCCAAGCACUAUCAAAUCGUUGUCACUGAGUCAGCAUAGUUGUUCUAAAGAUUUCAAAUGGUUACCGGAAUCACUGGAGAAACUGUGUUUCUAUAAUCAAUUCCACCAACAGAUCAUUACGCAAUUCCAAUCUACGAUCAGACAUCUCGAGUUCAGUGAGAACUAUAAUAGUCCUAUUGCUAUCAGACUGCUGCCUCCCCAACUAGAGGUGCUCAUCUGUAGGAAUGCAUAUCUUCCUAAGUUUGACGGUAGCGAUCAACUUCCAUCGACUCUAACAAAGUUGGAUAUCAACACCGAUUGUGUUCGUCUACUGUCGAAUUGCAAUCUGCCUGCGCUCAGCCAUUUGAUUCUCAAUAUGUAUCGAGAGUACCAGUUGAAACAAGGUGAUAUUCCAAUGGCUGCCACCAAACUAUCGUUGAUACAAAUGGAUUGUCAGCUUCACCCAGAAGUACUUACAUCACAACUACGCCAUAUUGAGUUUCACUACGGUAGCUUUAAGCUAGAUAGAAAUGUAUUCUCUCACCUCGAUCGUUUAGAGACGUUGUUAUUCUCUGGCGCUUGUACGAAUUCGUUGAUACUUGGCAAACUACCUGCCAGCCUCAAAGUCUUAGAACUACCGAGUUUCACUUACAAGUUUGUUAUCUCGGAAAUCUGUGAGAUUCCUGGCCGUCUUGAUAAGCUAACCAUUACAUUCAAUUCACUCACAACCUUGCUGUCAAAGCAAUCAUUACCUAAAUCAUUGGUACAUCUACAUAUCUAUCAAGGUUUGGAACCGGUGGUUGUUGAGUCACUUCCCGACGAUCUGGAAUCAAUGGAAAUCACUGGAUCCAACUUUAUUUUCGAAUCCUCUAGCUAUCCAUCCUCACUGAGAUCUUUAACUGCCAACAAAAGCUUCUUUGAAAACAAUUCAAUCAUCGAUCUACCAACUACAAUCGUUCAAGUUACAAUAAGUACAAUAACCAACUAUGCUGGAGCUUCAGAUGAAAAAUUUUGA